AAAGGAAUACUAUAAGGUAGUUUAGCGGGGGGGUGAGGGGGAGCCAGAAAACCUCUCCACCGCGCAAGUAGAUGAUGACGUCACCGAAAAUAUCGAGAGCAGGGUUCUGCGGGUCGAGAACUGUCAGUCACUCAAACACCAGUGUGUAGAGCGAAGCUCCGUUUUCUGAUUAAAGGGGUAGCUAAGGCAGACAAAUAACAUAAAGAUGCCAACAGUUUGUAUAGUGCAGAAGUGCAAUGCCGCAAGACUGAAAGGUGAUAAAAAUAUUCAUUUCUUUUCACUACCCAAAGAAAAAGAUCUUAGAAAGAAAUUGAUUGAAUUAUGUGGCACACACAAUAAUCGGUCAUCUGGAUACGUAUGCAGCCGUCAUUUUGAAAGUAAUGCAUUUGAAAGAAACUUGAAAUAUGAGUUGUUUUGUUUGCCAGUGCCCCCAAGUCAAAUUAAGUUCAAGAAAGGAGCAGUGCCUACACUUGGACUACCCACAUUAACAACUUGUGAGCCACACCCUCCACAGGAAGAACCAGAGCAUCACAUCCAAGAUGCUUUGACUGCACACACUGCUGGAGCUUCAAGUCAACUUAUGACAUGUGAGACAGUCAUUGAGGUUCACCCUCAGCCACACCCUCCACAGGAAGAACUCCUACUAGAGCAUCACAUCCAAGAUGCUUUGACUGCACACACCGCUGGACCUUCAAGUCAACCUAAGACUCCACCUGAAGAAGUUGGUGAAGUGUAUCCAAGGCCACUCCUCCCACAGGAAGAACACCACUAUCAAGAAACAUGUACAUCACCUGAACCCAAAAAUAAGAAGAUGCUGCAGUUCAUUAAACGCAUGUCAUUCUACAACAAAGAUCUUCACAAAAGACUGACAAAAGUUACCAAAGAGAGAAAUUAUUAUCGUGAAGAAAUCAAGAAGUAUCAGGAAAUUAUUAAUAAAUUACGGAAUGAAUUGGAUAAUGUCAGAGUUGAAUGCCAGGAAAAUGUUUCAAAAGCAUUAUCUAAAACAUUUACAAAAAAUCAAACAAAGUAUUUUGUAUCAAAUAAGCACAUACUCAAGUGGGAGGAGGAAGACAUUAGCAAAGCACUUACUUUACGAUCCUUAAGCCCUAAGGCAUACCGUUUCCUUAGGAAACACUGGAACUUUCCACUGCCAUCUCCUGCCACUAUCAGUAAAUGGGUAUCAAAAGUUGUUGUGGAACCCGGAAUUUUGUGUAAUGUCAUCCAACUUUUAGCUCACUAUGCUCCAACAAUGUGUGAAUAUGAGCGAAUAUGUGUUUUAUCUUUUGAUGAGUCUGCAGUUGCUCAAGCUAUGUCAUAUUACUCUAAAAUGACAAUAUAUAUGAACCAAAACGGGUGUGCAGUGUGCAAUGCUUAG
Eriocheir sinensis (Chinese mitten crab) is the source of this 1375-nucleotide messenger RNA. RefSeq lists its product as uncharacterized. The record is from RefSeq and is a predicted model, not a curated record. The coding region runs from base 206 to 1375 and encodes 389 amino acids. Lineage: Eukaryota; Metazoa; Arthropoda; Malacostraca; Decapoda; Varunidae. The transcript is spliced from 4 exons.